CUGUGUAUGAUGUUCCGGCAGGGAGGUGUGGUUGUAGAAAGUGCGGGGGUGUUGCGGGAAAGAGAGGGAGGCAGGAUGGGUUGUGGCAAGCAGGUUGAGGCUUGCGUCGAUGCCGCAGAUAGUAGGGAUUUGCGAGAGCUGAGAGGUAGCGGAGUGGGCAAGCAAGUUGGGGCUUUCCUUUCGGAGAGAGAAACAGGGGCAGCGGCUGUUGGUGGUGGUUUGAGGAGAUGAAGUGGCGGUGGUGCAGGUUGGUGGCAGAUUGAAGACUGGCAGCAGGGUUUCAAAACUCGGAACCGGUAAUUGAAUCGGCUGAAAUUGACAAGAAUUGGCCAGAAAUCAACAGGAGUUGUUGUGAAUCCACCGGAUCGGUCAGUGCCGAUUCCCAUAUAAAUCGGUUGUAUUCGAUUCUGGUUUUUGAAAUCAUAAGUGGCAGAGAUGGGUUUGGAUUUUUUGGACACAGACAUGAGGAUUGCCAUAUUCAAGGCUCUGAUACAAUUUAUGGAGGAAAAUGAAAAGGAUGUCAUUGUCCCUCAAGUUAGCUUUGGUGGAUUUGACAGAAACGUCACAGCACGAGGCCUCACGGAUUUCAUAGAACAUGAAAUUGGAAUGGUAUGGAGGUGCAGGCUGAAGACAUCUUGGACACCUCCGGGGUCCAACCCAGACUAUAACAUCACAGACAUGGAGGCAGUUAAAAAAGAAGAUGACUACGAGAAGGUGGUACCUCACGCCUUCGUGCAUUUUGUAUCUCAUGCAGCAAGAAUGGAAGCACACAAUGCUGAGCUUUUUCUGAACCAUCACCCUCUGAAGGUGAGUUUGGGACCUGAGAGCCCAUUUCACAUUAAUCAGAGGAGGAGGAAAAUAUGUCCUUUCAAGAUUCCAGCCUGUGUUGAGAUUGGUUCUCUUGUUAGCCCAAUUGAACUCCGAGUUGGCUGGAAAGGACCCACUUCUGGAGUUUACUUCCUUGUUGAUCCUUUUGAUGCGACCUGCAAGAUCCAAUUUUCAAUGGAUACUGCUUUCUUAUUCAAAGGCACAAGGAGCCAUGCAGUGAUAAAGUGUGACUUCAAUGUGGAGUUUUUGGUAAGAAACAUCAGUUACUUCAGAGAAUAUACAGACCUAUAUUCUAAAGUAAUUUUGCUGCAGCUUGAGUCAUCUCCUCAUCUCUACUAUAGAACUGCUGAUGAUGACAUCUAUGACACAUUUCCAUCUGAUAUGUUGGAUGAUGAGGAUCCUUGGAUCAGGACUACAGACUUCACACCUAGCAGAGUGAUCGGCAGGUGCAGCUCUUAUAGGAUCUCGGUCCCAGCCCGUUUUGGAUUGAGAUUGGAGAAGGCCGUGAAUUAUCUAAGAGAACAGAGGGUACCGGAAUAUCCUAGACAGCGGCUAAGAAUCCAAGAUGAACCCAAUUUUGAGAUGCAAAUGUCAAAUCACUUCUUCUGUGUUCAGCACAAGGAUGGAAUUAGCUUUGAUAUAAUGUUUUUGGUUAAUGCUGUUCUUCAUAAGGGUAUCAUCAACCAACACUUGUUGUCUGAUGAGUUCUUCGAAUUACUAAGAAGUCAGCCAAGGGAAGUGAAUAUUACUGCAUUAACGCAUAUAUACUCUUUUGGGGAUCCAAUAUUCAACCCAUGCAAGAGACUAGAAGCUGUCCAAGAAUGGUCGAAGAAGAACCCUAAACUUCUCAUGAGCAGUAGGGGUUUGGGUGAUAAUGUUGAAGUGAGGAGGAUAGUUAUAACUCCAACCAAAGCUUACUGUCUUUUACCUGAGGUGGAACGUUCUAACCGGGUUCUCAGGAAAUACAAAGAAAAAGCUGAUAGGUUCUUAAGGGUAGCCUUUAUGGAUGAAGGAUUUCAGCAGCUGAAUUUUAGUGUUCUGUCCUUUGGCGUUGCUCCUAUUGUGAGGGACAUCACAUCAAAGUUCUACAAGCAGAAAACCACAAUUUAUCAGAGGAUAAAAACCAUUAUGAAUAAAGGGUUUUAUUUGUGUGGUCGGAAGUAUUCCUUUCUGGCCUAUUCAUCUAAUCAAUUGAGAGACUGUUCUGCCUGGUUUUUUGCCGAAGAUGAAGAUGUGAGGGUGAUAGAUAUCCUGAAUUGGAUGGGGAAGUUCACCGAUAGGAAUGUUGCAAAGUGUGCAGCUAGGAUGGGUCAGUGUUUCUCAUCCACCUAUGCCACAGUUGAUGUUCCACAAGAGGAGGUCAACAUGGACCUUCCAGAUAUAAAGAGAAAUAAUUAUGUCUUUUCUGAUGGCAUUGGCAUAAUAACUCCUCAACUAGCAAUGGAAGUUGCGGAGAAAUUGCGACUUACAGUUGAUCCUCCUCCUUCUGCCUUUCAGAUCAGGUAUGCUGGUUGCAAGGGAGUAGUCACCUGUUGGCCUGCAAGAAAAAAUAAUGGGAUCCUCCUCUCACUUAGACGAAGCAUGAAUAAAUUUGUGUCUACGCACACAACCCUGGAGGUCAUAUCAUGGACUCGGUUCCAACCAGGGUUCUUAAACAGGCAGAUUAUAACUCUGCUUUCUGCCUUGGGUGUCCCGGAUGACACGUUCUCAAGAAUGCAAAAUGAUAUGGUUUCUAAACUAAGCCAGAUACUGGACAACAGUGAUGUGGCUUUUGAUGUCCUUAUCUCAUCAUGUGGUGAGCAAGGAAAUACUGCAGCGAUUCUGCUGAGUGCCGGUUUCAAGCCUCAGACAGAACCUCAUCUUAGAGGGAUGUUAUCUUGCAUAAGAGCAGCCCAGAUGGGAGAUCUACUUGAGAGGGCUAGGAUUUUUGUUCCUAAAGGACGAUGGAUGAUUGGGUGCUUCGAUGAAUUAGGGGUACUUGAGCAUGGACAAUGUUUUAUCCAAGUCUCAACACCUUCACCCCAGAAUUAUUUUUCAAAACAUGGAUCCAGAUUUUCUCAGACGAAGAAUAUAGAAGUAAUCAAGGGCAUUGUAGUCAUGGUAAAAAAUCCUUGUCUGCAUCCAGGAGAUGUUCGGGUUCUGAAAGCUGUAGAUGUGCCUGGUUUACAUCAUCUUGUUGAUUGCUUGGUUUUCCCUCAAAAGGGUGAAAGGCCACAUACAAAUGAAGCAUCUGGUAGUGACCUUGAUGGGGAUCAGUACUUUGUGACUUGGGAGGAAACUCUCAUACCUCCAAGCAAAAAGAGCUGGCCACCGAUGGAUUAUGACUCUGUAAAAGCCAAAGAGUUGCAACGCCCCGUCAAUCGCCAGGACAGAAUAAAUUUUUUCAUGGAGUCCAUGGUGACUGCGCAACUUGGUAAAAUAUGCAAUGCUCAUGUGGUUCACGCAGACCAGAGUAAAGAUGGAGCCUUGGAUGGGAAAUGCAUCAAACUAGCAGAGCUUGCUGCAACAGCAGUGGAUUUCCCGAAAACUGGACAGCUUGUUAGCAUGCCCCACUCACUAAAACCAAAAAUUUAUCCAGACUUCAUGGGCAAGGAUGAGAACAUAUCAUACAGGUCGGAAAAGAUCUUGGGGAUACUAUAUCGCCAAAUCAUAGAUGCUCCCGAUAUAGAAAUGGCAGCAAAUUCAGAGCUGACAGCUGAAGACAUUCCUUUUGACCCAGAUCUUGAGGUUCCAGGUUUUGCAGGUUUCAUGAUGGAUGCCUGGAAUCAAAAGUGCACGUAUGAUGGGCACCUGAGUGCUCUUCUGGCCCAGUACAGAGUUAACCGGGAGGAAGAGGUGGUGACAGGACAUAUAUGGUCCAUGCCCGAGACCAAGAACCAACGGGAGAUGAAAGAUAGGCUCAAUGGUGCCUACAAUGUACUCAGGAAGGAGUUCAGACAUAUUUUUGAGAACAUGGGUAAUGACUUCCAGCAGCUCACUGAUGAUGCAAAGAAUUCCAUGUAUGAACAGAAGGCAUCAGCAUGGUACCAUGCGGCUUACCACCCUGAGUGGGUGAGGAAAACACAGGAAUUGAAGGACCAUAAAGUCAACGGCAACAAACCGGCAAUGCUUAGUUUUGCUUGGAUUGCUGUUGAUUUCUUGGCUCGAAUUAAGAUUAAAUGUCUAGAUGAUAACAUCGUUGUUGAUACCAGUAAGCCCAUCAGUAGGUACUCUGUUUUUCCCGUACUCUUGAUUGACUUGAACUGGCCAUAGGGAUUAGGGUUCGGUUGAAAGCAUGAUUUCGAACCAAAGCGGGGUCUAUUUUUUGGGUUCGAACCAGAUCUCACAUAUAUGAAAAAUCCAUUUUACCA
This is a messenger RNA of Macadamia integrifolia, 4178 nucleotides long. Its product is annotated as RNA-dependent RNA polymerase 6-like. The record is from RefSeq and is a predicted model, not a curated record. Gene Ontology annotation, biological process: siRNA processing. Gene Ontology annotation, molecular function: RNA-directed RNA polymerase activity. Bases 436 to 4080 code for a protein of 1214 amino acids. Gene Ontology annotation, cellular component: nuclear RNA-directed RNA polymerase complex. Lineage: Eukaryota; Viridiplantae; Streptophyta; Magnoliopsida; Proteales; Proteaceae. The transcript has 3 exons.